AUGGUUAGUGGAAGUUUGUUCCUUCGUAGAAAGAACUCAUGGCCAACGGAGGAGUAUAUCAGCCGGGCUACCUUACAGUUGUUCGAUUUUGAUAGUGCUGCCCCGCCAGAACAUGCCUGGAGAAGAAGAUUAAAUAGCCAUGCCAGUAUUCUUAAAGAAUUCAGUGUCACUUUUGUGGAAGCAAUAAAAAUGGUUCGACUAGGCAUCCGUUUGUGGUCUUAUAUAAGGAAAGAGGCUGCCCAUGGGAGGAAAGCACCUAUUGAUCCUUUCACUCGAGAAAAUUGCAAACCAUCAGCAUCCCACGGGGUUCCACUUGGAGGGAUGGGGAGUGGAAGCAUAUCUAGAGGUUUUAGAGGUGAAUUCAGGCAUUUUCAAAUUCUUCCCGGGGCAUGUGAGGCUUCUCCUAUCAUGGCCAAUCAGUUCUCUGUAAAGUUCUGCCUUUGA
Messenger RNA from Ilex paraguariensis (yerba mate), 444 nucleotides. Lineage: Eukaryota; Viridiplantae; Streptophyta; Magnoliopsida; Aquifoliales; Aquifoliaceae. The record is from the annotation of a GenBank genome assembly.